This is a messenger RNA of Brassica oleracea var. oleracea, 790 nucleotides long. RefSeq names its product transmembrane emp24 domain-containing protein p24delta11-like. Gene Ontology annotation, cellular component: endoplasmic reticulum-Golgi intermediate compartment; Golgi apparatus; COPII-coated ER to Golgi transport vesicle. The transcript is spliced from 4 exons. The record is from RefSeq and is a predicted model, not a curated record. The coding region runs from base 38 to 709 and encodes 223 amino acids. Lineage: Eukaryota; Viridiplantae; Streptophyta; Magnoliopsida; Brassicales; Brassicaceae. Gene Ontology annotation, biological process: endoplasmic reticulum to Golgi vesicle-mediated transport; Golgi organization; intracellular protein transport.
UUUAUAUAUUUUCUAAUUUUUUCUGUGUAAUUGAAACAUGGAUUUGCGAUUAUCAACAUGCAAGAUUCAGAUGACAACGUUAAGAUUGAUAUUCAUCAUAACGAUGACAAUGUUGAUGAUGAGAACCGGAGACUCGAUGAGAUUGGAUCUGGAAUCAGGCACGACCAAAUGUAUCUCCGACGACAUCAAAAUGAAUUAUCUGACUGUGGGUACUUAUUCCGUCGUCAAUCCCAACGAAGCUAUCCAUCUUCCUGCUUCCCACAAAAUCUUUGUCACUGUGGCGUCACCUAAAGGGCACACUCAACACCAAGCAGAAAAUGUGGAGUCUGGGAAAUUUGUGUUCACGGCGGUGGAAGACGGCGAUUACACAACGUGUUUUAUUGCUCCUGUUUUAAAACCUCCGGCCAAAUUCGCCGUUGAUUUCGAAUGGAAAAGUGGCGUGGAGGCUAAAGAUUGGGCCACCAUCGCCAAGAGAGGCCAGAUCAACAUGCUGGAGGUGGAGGUGAGGAAACUACUCGACGUGACGGAGUCUAUACACGACGAAAUGUUUCUACUCCGGGAGAGGGAGCGGGAAAUGCAGGAGCUAAACCGGUCGACAAACUCGAGGAUGGCGGGUCUAAGUUUAUUCUCGUUGGUGGUUACGUUGUUUGUAGCCGGUUUACAACUAUGGCAUCUCAAGUCAUUCUUGGAGAGGAAGAAGCUUCUCUAAUCAAACAAGUUGUUACUCUUUUAUCAGAUUUUGGUGUUAUCCAUUUUAGCUUCUUUUUUACUAAAUAAAUCACUUUCUUUA